CGCGCCGGGCCAGAGACAGGCGGCGCCGGGCCCCGGCGCAGGGCGCACGGGCACCAUGAACGAGGCGGACGGGCUGCGGCAGCGCCGGCCCCUGCGGCCGCAGGUCGUCACGGACGACGCCCGGGCCCCGGAGGCCAAGGGCGGAAGCUCCUUCAGCAGCAGAGUGUUCCAAGCCACCUUCCUGAUGCUGGCUUUGUUCCUCACCGUCCCCCUGCUCGGCGCCAUGAUGCUGCUGGACUCUCCCAUUGACCCGCAGCCUCUCAGCUUCAAAGAACCCCCUCUCUUGCUUGGUGUGCUGCAACCAAAUACGAAGUUACGACAGGCGGAAAGGCUGUUUGAGAAUCAGCUUGUUGGGCCAGAGUCCAUAGCACAGAUCGGGGAUGUGAUGUUCACUGGUACAGCAGAUGGCCGAGUCGUAAAACUUGAAAAUGGUGAAGUAGAGACCAUCGCCCGGUUUGGCUCAGGCCCAUGCAAAACCCGAGAUGACGAGCCUGCUUGUGGGAGACCCCUGGGCAUCCGGGUUGGGCCCAACGGGACCCUUUUUGUGGCUGAUGCAUACAAAGGGCUAUUUGAAGUAAAUCCAUGGAACCGUGAAGUAAAACUGCUGGUGUCCUCUGAGACACCCAUUGAGGGGAGGAAAAUGUCCUUUGUGAACGAUCUUGCAGUAACUCGGGAUGGGAGGAAGAUUUAUUUUACGGAUUCUAGCAGCAAAUGGCAAAGACGAGAUUUUCUUUUUCUGUUGAUGGAGGGGACGGAUGAUGGUCGCCUGCUGGAGUACGACACCGAAACCAAGGAGGUGAAGGUUUUGCUGGACCACUUGCGGUUCCCCAACGGCGUGCAACUCUCUCCUGCAGAGGACUUUGUCCUGGUGGCAGAAUUGACCAUGGCGAGGAUCAGGAGGUUCCACGUAUCUGGCCUGAUGAAGGGAGGGGCCGACCUGUUCGUGGAGAAUUUGCCCGGAUUUCCAGACAACAUCCGAGCCAGCAGCUCUGGGGGGUACUGGGUCAGCAUGGCGAGCAUUCGCUCCAAUCCUGGGUUUUCCAUGUUGGAUUUCUUAUCCGAGAGACCAUAUCUUAAAAGAAUGAUUUUUAAGCUGUUGAGCCAGGAGACGGUGCUGAAGUUUGUGCCGCGGUACAGCCUCGUCCUGGAGCUCAGUGACAGCGGGGCCUUCCGGAGGAGCCUGCACGACCCCGACGGGCAGGUGGCCAGCUACGUGAGCGAAGUGCACGAGCACGACGGGCACCUGUACCUGGGCUCCUUCAGAUCCCCCUUCCUCUGCAGACUCCGCCUGCCGUCUGCUUAGGCCCGUCGUCACCCUGCGCGCCGUCCCUGGCCCGGGAGGUGCGUGGACACACCCUUCCCACCUGCGCCUGCCAGUCCGUGGAGGAGUGGGGGCCUCGCAGGGCACCCUCACCCGGGCUUGGUCUUGCAUCUGCUGUGGGGAAGAUGAGUCCACGUAAAGCCAUUUUCUCUUAAAAAACCUUCCCAGUGAUUCUCUAGGACCUGGGGACUUGGUGCACUUUACAGGCCUCAGGUGUGGGAUGGAGCUGGGGGCGAGUCGUCUGGUGUCUCAUGUUUGCUGCUGGCUGUGUCCCGCCAGCCUUGUCUUUGCGUUAAAUGGGUGAUACCUGUCUUUGUGGGAGGGGCUCGGGGAGGGCUAGGAGGGCCUGGAGCAAAUGCGUGUGACGCCUUGGACGGGCUUGGCGGGCGAAGAUGGCACAGCUGUGUUCCCCAGAGUCAGGUGCGGGACCUGAGCCUCUGCCCUGGGUGCCUGUGGCUCCCACCCUCCUGCCCCGCCGGGCCCCUCCCUACCGGGUCCCUGCCAGCGCUCUGAAGGCAGGACCUGGGUGUGUGUGGAGGAAGGGCACGUUGAUCCCAGCGGCUCAGGGGACUCACCGGCUUUGCCGUGGACAGUCUGCUGUGUGGAUCAGAGACCAGGGAUUGAAGUGGGUGCUGGGCACCAGGAGUCCUGUUCACACACCUGAUUCCUCACCCCCAGACCCAGGCGUGAAUAGUGUAUGUGUUGGGGUCAUGUCUGCUCUAGUGUCACAAGCCUGACGCUGCUGUGUAUCCCGAUGGGUCUGUCCACAUGUGGUCCCAAGUGUGAGGUGAUCCACGUGGUGUGAUAAUAAAUGGACUUUUCUGCUGAUUAACCUCUUGAUGGUGUUGCCUGGGAAUUUCUUCUCUGCUUGAGUCUACUUCAGCAGUGAGUGAGGUUCCUCUGUGUGUUGAGAGGGCCGCUCUGCUGGGAUCAUGUUUAGAUUUGCCUGGGGCCUCCCCCACGGCCCGCCUGCCUCCCGCGCGGACUCAGUCCACAUGACACUGCUCUCCUGUUUCCAGCCUGCAAAGUGGGGCUAAUGUCUGCUCCGUCCUUUCCUGGGUGUUUAUGAGAACGCACCAGGGAUUGUGUCUCUGGAAUUGUCUUUGUAACUUGAAAAGACAAUAUUUUGAACAGGACAUGACAUUGAACGUCAAGGAGGGCCAACAGCGUGGUGAGACCUGAACCGUUUGUGUCUUGUACUGGCUCACAGCCCCCUUGCCCUCCCCCCACUUUAGGAGGAGAGUCAGGAUCUGAUGGGGGCUCAUUCCGAGUUGCCUGCUCGGGGCUGGCUUUGCGCUCAGCCGCGUAGAGCUCGCAGACUGGCCGCGUGGCAGUGAUGUGACCCAGGUCCUGUCAGGUGAUGUAACUUCAUAGGAAAUGAUUUUUAAUAGGCAGAAAUCCCCCCGUGUAUUGAGUCUGCAGGAAACCUGACCAUUCUGCUGUGAAAACACACAACCCAAGCUCGCUGACCCUGUAUGUUUCUUCUUGGUUGGGAACUGAGAGCUGUGCUCUCAGUGCAGAGAAGCUGGUAGCUUUUCACAGUUUUCAGCAAAGGUGUCCUUUUUUUUUUUUUUUUUUUUUGACUCAGGUGUUGAUUUUUUGUCUGAAAGUGUUAUUUCCUGUGUUUUAUCUGAUAAUUUGCCACCGUCAGGUGCAAAAUAUAGCCCCAUUAGGCUUAAGCAUAUGACAGGCUUUUGUUGUAAACAUAAGACGGGAUUUGCUUUAAUGUGAAUUACUAACAUGCUCUUAAAAUUUAAUCAAGUGAUUCAUUCACUGUGUGCUUCUUUAUUAUCUGUUACAAAAACUCCAUCAGGACUCAGUUGCUGCCUUUUAUAGGACAGAGGCCCCAUGUUGAGGUUUUUGUCAUCAACAUUUGCUCUGGUGUGUAGAAGAGUUUUCACGUGCAUGGACCUCUUUAUGAUACAAGGAGACGGCCGUGUCUCACGCGGGAACCGAGGCUGGGGAGGGUCCUGCCCAGAG
This is a messenger RNA of Hippopotamus amphibius kiboko, 3301 nucleotides long. RefSeq names its product adipocyte plasma membrane associated protein (gene APMAP). The transcript has 9 exons. Gene Ontology annotation, biological process: biosynthetic process. Gene Ontology annotation, molecular function: strictosidine synthase activity. NCBI's taxonomy places the organism in Eukaryota, Metazoa, Chordata, Mammalia, Artiodactyla, Hippopotamidae. The coding region runs from base 56 to 1303 and encodes 415 amino acids. The record is from RefSeq and is a predicted model, not a curated record.